Molecule: messenger RNA, 237 nt
Organism: Didymodactylos carnosus
Lineage: Eukaryota; Metazoa; Rotifera; Eurotatoria; Philodinida; Philodinidae
Source: the annotation of a GenBank genome assembly
AUGAUUGCAUCAAUUUCAACAGAAAGCCAAUCAAUAUUAAAUUCAACAUUUGGUCGAUUGCUGAUUGGCGCUACUCUCUUUGCCGGUAUAUAUGGUGCAUGGAAAUUGUUACAUAAUAAUCAAGAUGCUAAAAAAAAUCUUGAACAUGCUAAAAAAGAAUUUACAAAAUAUACACCCGACAGUAAAUUACAUUAUGAUAUGGUAGCUCAGCACAUACCAAAAGAACAUCAGAAAUGA